AUGCAAUCCGCGUUCCAGCGCUGCACGAAGACCAUACGCUGCACGAACGCUCUAAAAAACGCGCUGACGCGCUGCGCCAGCACGUCGAGCGCGCUCGCGGACUUGCGCGUCGUCGACGCCGCCAACGAGGCCUCGGCGCUCGUCGGCGGCGCCUGGGUCCGAACGGCGCGCACCUUCGCCGUCGUCGACCCGGGCAGCGGCGCGCCCAUCUGCGACGUCGCGGACUGCGGGCCGGAGCAGGCGCGCGCCGCCGUCGACGCGGCCGCGGCCGCGCUGCCCGCGUGGGCCGGAACGACGGCUCGCGAGCGGAGCGACGCGCUCCGCGAGUGGCACCGGCGCAUCCUGGCCGCGUCGGAGGACAUCGCGACGCUGAUGACGGCCGAGUGCGGCAAGCCCCUCGCCGAGGCGCGCGGCGAGGUCGCCUACGGCGCGUCGUUCGUCGAGUGGUUCGCCGAGGAGGCGCCGCGCGUCGCGGGCGAGGUCAAGGCGAACGCGGGCUCCGACCGGCGGCUCCUGACCGUGCGCCAGCCCGUGGGCGUCUGCGCGGCCAUCACGCCCUGGAACUUCCCCGUGGCCAUGAUCACGCGCAAGGUCGCGCCGGCCGUCGCCGCGGGCUGCCCCGUCGUCGUGAAGCCGUCGGAGGACACGCCGCUCUCGGCGCUCGCGCUCGCGCGCCUCGCCGACGGCCUCUUCCCCGCGGGCGUGCUCAACGUGCUGGCGUCGUCGCGGGACCACGCGGAGCCCGUGGGCGCCGCGCUCUGCGACGCGCCGGAGGUCCGCGCGCUGAGCUUCACGGGGUCGACGGCCGUCGGCAAGUGGCUCUACCGCCGCUGCGCGGAGACGGUCAAGGUGCUGUCCCUCGAGCUCGGCGGCAACGCGCCGUUCCUCGUGCUCGAGAGCGCCGACGUCGACGUCGCCGCGGACGCGGCGAUGACGACCAAGUUCCGCAACGCGGGGCAGACGUGCGUCUGCGCGGACCGGCGCGGACCUCGCAUCCUCGACCCGACUUCAACGUGCGCGUCGUCGAACGGCGCGGACCGGUUUCUGGUGCACGCGUCCAAAGUCGACGCCUUCGUCGACGCGCUCGAGCGUCGCAUCGCGGCCCUGCCCGUGGGCCACGGCUUCGACGACGGCACGAUGAUCGGGCCCUUGAUCAACCCGGCGGCCGCGGCCAAGGUCGACGCGCGCGUGCGCGCGUCGGGCGGGCGGACGCUCGUCGGCGGCGCGUGGCCCCUCCCGGGCCUCCGGGACGCGUUCUACCCGCCGACGAUCGUCGCCGACGUGCCCCUGGACAGCGCGCUCUGGGUCGACGAGACCUUCGGCCCCGUCGUGCCGCUCCGGACCUUCGAGACGGACGCGGAGGCCGUCGCGCUCGCGAACGACGGGCCCGCGGGCCUCGCGGCCUACUGCUGCGGCGACCUCGCCCACGCCUGGGCCGUCGCGGAGCGCCUCGAGUUCGGCAUCGUCGGCGUCAACGAGGGCGGCGUGUCGAACCCGGCGAUGCCCUUCGGCGGCGUCAAGGAGUCGGGCCUCGGCCGCGAGGGCGGCGCGCACGGCAUCGACGAGUACCUCGAGGACAAGUACCUCUGCCUCGGCGGCAUGCGGUUCUGA
This is a messenger RNA of Aureococcus anophagefferens, 1611 nucleotides long. RefSeq lists its product as hypothetical. Bases 1 to 1611 code for a protein of 536 amino acids. The transcript has 4 exons. The record is from RefSeq and is a predicted model, not a curated record. NCBI's taxonomy places the organism in Eukaryota, Pelagophyceae, Pelagomonadales, Pelagomonadaceae. Gene Ontology annotation, molecular function: succinate-semialdehyde dehydrogenase (NAD+) activity.